Molecule: messenger RNA, 5784 nt
Organism: Myxocyprinus asiaticus (Chinese sucker)
Lineage: Eukaryota; Metazoa; Chordata; Actinopteri; Cypriniformes; Catostomidae
Product: ORM1-like protein 3
Exons: 4
Coding region: 281-742 (153 amino acids)
Biological process (GO): negative regulation of ceramide biosynthetic process; ceramide metabolic process; intracellular sphingolipid homeostasis
Cellular component (GO): endoplasmic reticulum membrane
Source: RefSeq, a predicted model, not a curated record
UCUGUUUGCACAAGAUCGAAGUGGUUCAGAGCAAACGUGAUGAACUAAGUUUCAUAUGCGCAAAACCGCAAGGCUUCAGAGGCGCAGCGACUGUGAAGAGCGCGCUCCAGAACUGCAGAUUUCCUGAGAGAACGUUUAUGAAACAAAUUACAGCUAGAGACAGUGAUUAUUUGGGGGCGACCAAUUUAAGCGACUAUUAUCGCUAUUCGUGAAGAAGACUCGUGAAUAAUAUUUAACUAAAGUGCGCAAUAGAAACAGAGUGUCCCCCUGUUGCGCGAGGAUGAACGUGGGCACUGCACACAGUGAGGUGAAUCCAAACACCCGCGUGAUGAACAGCAGGGGCAUAUGGCUCUCUUAUGUGCUUGGCAUCGGACUCCUACACAUCACAUUGCUCAGCAUACCCUUCGUCAGCGUGCCUGUAGUUUGGACUCUCACCAACCUCAUCCACAACAUAUGCAUGUAUAUCUUACUACACACUGUAAAAGGGACGCCAUUUGAGACCCCGGAUCAAGGCAAGGCCCGGCUACUGACCCACUGGGAGCAGAUGGACUACGGGGUCCAAUUCACCGCCUCCCGAAAGUUUCUUACCAUCACCCCUAUUAUACUGUAUUUCCUGACCAGUUUCUAUACAAAGUAUGACACGGUGCACUUCGUCAUCAACACCAUUUCCCUACUCACUGUGCUUAUCCCCAAACUGCCUCAGUUCCACGGGGUCCGUCUCUUUGGAAUUAAUAAGUACUGACAAGGCCACAGGACCACGAGGGCUCCCUUAACCCGCUUUACGUCCUGUUGGCCAUGUGUCAACCCACUUUUAUCUUCUGCAGAAGAGGAUCUGUUGUGUACAUGCUGUUGACAGAAGCGGGAGGUUUAGGGCUUCGUUGGAAGCUCUGUUGCUUUGCGGACGGAAAGGCUGAAUAAUCUGCUGUGGUGCCACUUGAAAUCAAGUUUUUUUUGUGUAACACUUGGUAGAUAUACAGACACUUGUAGAAUCACCAGCAGAAUGCAGCAGAUGCUUCAUAGAGUGUCUCUGGAGAUGUUAGGAUCCCUGUUCGACUGUGUUGAAACAGACAGAGACAUUGCAAAAGCAGUGUUGCUUAUCAGCAAUAAAUUUGAAGUGUUAGCCUUCAGUCAAUGAAUCAGAUGGGUCAAAAUUGUCCAGGUCACAGUAUGAGGCUGUGCAGGACUGGUUCAUCGUUUCUUCAUAUUAACAUUUGGGGGCCUGAGUAAGUGCUUCCUGGGCUACAUCGGUGAGGUUUUUAGAGAGAGAAGAAAGGUGCAGUGACUCUGAAUAGGGUGGAAGAGGUAAAACUAGUUGCUGUUUCACUUUGUACUCAUUUUGUCAAAAUUACGUUAUGACUGAAAUUGGGUCUUUUCAUUGACUAUGAUCUGUCCCGUGACAGACUAGUUUGGCUCAACUAUGCUCAGAUUCAGAGAAAACGAAGUGUACAAACUGCAUUAACUACAAAAUUCACAUUUAAUCCAAGAAACUUUUUAUUUUUUUCAGUUUCAUUGUUGGCAUAGGUGCUAGCAUUAUGCAUUUUUAGGGCAGACCUGUUGAAAUGUUUUUAGAUUUAAAACAAAACUAGAAAAAAAAAAAAAUGCUUAUGUGAUUAAAAACAUAUUUUAAAAAUGUAUAUGUUGGUAGCAGUGCUAUAGUAUAUGUAGGAUGUUACAUAGCUAGUGUUUAACCAGAGCCUUUAGUGUAUAAUCUGCAUGACUAAAACAUCUAAGAUUUGCUUUAGUUGAUUUUAAAGGGAACACAACAGCUGUUAAAGAGAAAAGCUGCAGUUUAACAGUGUGUGUGAACUGUGGUCUGCAUGUCCAAGUGAGUGUUCACAGCCUUGAUGUUCUUGCAGUGUGCCCAGGUACAGUAUAAUUCUGUUAAUGAUGAGAUCUUUAAGUGCUAUUCGUCCUGUUCAAGCAGUUCAUUGCUAUGUGCUGAUGCCCUGUCUAAAUAUAAAAAUUAGGCAUUUGAAGUGGAAAGACAGACCUUGUGAUUGUAAUGUGCAUUUUGCAGGACAGUACUAUAAUGAACAUCAUUUCUAAUUAUUAAUAAUUGUCUUAUUGUUGGUAACAGAAAUUGUAUUGAAAUUAUGUUUUGGUAGUAUUCCGAUAUUGGCUAUGACAAUUGGCUAUUUUGAUGUGGUUUAGCUACAUCAACAUAAAAAAAAUCUACGAUUUAGAGAAUAAAGUCAUAGCAUUACGAGACUAAAGUUGUAAUGUUUUGAAAAUAAAGUCAAAAUUACAAGAAUAAAGUUGUAGCAUUAUGAGAUUAAUUUUGUAAUAUUUUGAGAAUGAAGUCAAAAUUACAAGAACAAAGUUGUUUCAUUAUGAAUUUAAAGUCGAAAUAUUUGAGAAUAAGUUCUCGCGAAGAAUGUAACAUCAAAUGUGAUAUGGUGGACAACAGCAAAGUGGAGCAUCUGGGUCAGUGGUGACAGUAAACACCACUACUCAGGGAGAUAACAUUGGCUGUGCAACUUUGUUAUGUUGGCUGAGCUGAAUUUAAUCUGGGAAGUUUUGUGAGCUCUCUGUUCAUGAAUGAGGCGUGCAUUAGUACAGGCGUUUUCAACCUGUGGGCGUCUGUCAAGGGAGGUGCGAGAUGCUAGGCUUACAUUCAAGUGAAGCGAAAAAUAACUGGAACUGCGAAUCAUUGAGGACCAUUUCAAGACAUUGUGUGUUAACAUCCCUCCUCAGUUAUACUAUUUGUUUUGAGAGCAAAAAUAAACAUAAAAGCAAACCAAACAUCACCCAAGCAGAGCGGGACUGUGUUAAUGUCUUUCUGGUUCUUUCUCCUGAAUAAAUUCAGUUUCCUACAGAACCGCUGUAGUGUCCAGAUACUAAUAAUAACUGUGCUGAUGCGCCAAAAGACCAAGGAUUCUUUACUGAUAAAUCCUAUGCUAAAGUAUGAUUUAAGUAGAUCCUCCACAUCCAUUUCCUGCAUUAAUGAAGCUGCUGGCUUAAUAUCUGUUCUGUUGUGAAAGUGAUGCAAAAUAUUUCUACUUUUCAUGCAAAAUACAACUUUAUUUUCGUAAUUUUGACUUUGUUCUCAAAAUAUUAUGACUUAAGUCUCAUAAUGCAAUGACUUAAUUUUUGAAACUAUAUGACUUUAUUCUCGUAAAAGGCAUGUUAUGAGAUUCUUAAAACAUUUUUACUUGAUUUUGUAACACCAUGACUUUAUUCUCAAAAUCUUUAGAUUUUUUUUUUAAUUUUAUUUUAACGUGGCUGUAGUACACCAUCAUAAUUAUGAGGUGUGACUAACUCCGUAGUCGUAAUAGACACACCUCAUAAUACUUACUGUGCAAGAUUCUAAAAAUGUUGUUUGAAAGCAGCGUUCGUUGCCUUUAUAGUUUUACGUACCAUAUCCUUGUGUUCUUUAGAGCCGUUUUAUGUUAUGUAUACAGUGCACAUUCUAAUUGUGAUGUUUGUUUAUCGCUGCCUCUAUUUGAUGAUACGGAUUACAGUCAGAAAAAAAAGGGUAACCAGUAUUCUGCAUAUGUAGCAACACCUUAUCUAGCAAAUCAAGUGAAGUUGAAUCCCAUAUUUGUUCUUAUCUUCAGUAAAAAACUAUUUAUCCACUAGUUUUAUCUUGUUUAUAUGUCAUAUUCAAUGUUUCUGUUUAUUUCUUUUCAAUAUGUAUUUGACAUGAAAUGUUCAGUAUAACAAUAAUCAAAAUGGUAUUGUUCAUCCUUUCAGAUAUUCAAUAUUCAGUUUCAGUAUUACUGUAUUGUUGAUAGCCCAGUCAUUUAUUUAGAAUUAAAAGUUUGAAGUUCAUCAGCAGGGUUUUUGCACUCAUUUUUUUGGCCACAGUAGGACUAUCCCUAGAAUUUAACCUUCUUGUAUACUGUAGCCUAUUCGUGCAUGUGAACAGGAAUUUCAUCAUUGUGUAUGUCAUGGGUAUAAUACUGCUGCCAAUGAGUCUGAGAUCUGCUCUUCAUGUAUGUUUAGUUUUUCAUAUGUUUUUCAUAUCAUGUAUUGUGGUGAGGCAGGAUAGUGAUUUACAUUCAAAGUUAUGUAUUUGCCAGAUGCUUUUAUCCAAAGUAACUACUGUGAUUUCAAAGUAUAUAUUCUAUCAAUCCAUGCAUUCCCUGGGAUUCGAACCUUCAACCUUGGUGUGGGUAGCACCAGUUGAGCUACAGGAACACUGAUGUUGCAAUUCAUGUUGAUGGCAAAGCCUUUCUUUUAUAGCCAAGAUGUUAAAAGGUCUUGUAGCAUUUGCUGGUCCAGCAGAGCUUUUUGGACAAACUAUCAGUUACAUUACUAUUCUAACAUCUUUACCCUGAUGGUUUCCUCCUCUUUACAUUUACACAGUGAUUGUGAUUGACAGCAUCAUUUAGGUGACUCCAACAGCAAUUCAUUCUGUGCAUAAUGUCAUGCUGUGCAAUAAGCUUAAAUACCAAGGAUAAUCAAAUCCUGCAACUGAUGAGGCGUACUCAUCAGUUAAUGUGAAACAACACAGCUGAAGAACAAAUGAACGCUACAUGACUUGGAUGAAUGAAAACCUUCACGGACAUUUAAAGGGAUAGUUCAUCUCAAACUGAAAGAUUCUGCCAUUAUUUUCUCUCUACUACAUGACUUGCAGUACUUUGAGAUGAUAGAAUGUUGUGGGUGAACUAUCCCUUUAAGGUGAUUUCUUGUAGUUGCACAAAUGAGGCAGUUUACUUGGAUGACAGCAACACUGUACAGAAAAAAAAAAAAAAGACCGUACAGCUGGGUCAAAGCCUGAUCUGUAAGGCCAGCACACCUGUAUUGCAGCUUGUGCAGCGUGAGCCAGGACCAUGCUCUGUUACCCACAGUCAGCAACUUUUUAAAUAUUGACUGGGUUAGAGUUGGUUAGAAUCAGCGAGAGUGAGGGCUCAUGUGUCAGUCUCAGUUCUCCAUGACUAGUUACAGCCUGUGUAAUCUGUCUAUUGGCCCUUCAACACAUUUCCGCACACCUCCUCUCAGUGAGCGGAUAGACUGAUGGUUCCUGGUUUGUCUUUUUGAAUAUUGUGUGCCAUAAAAUUGUCUAUUGUAUUACAAUAACAUUGGUCUGUAUCUUAAGCAGAUAAACUAAUAGAGUGAUAAGUGCCUCCAAAAAUGUAUUUGGACACUAAAGCCACUUAAAAAUGUGUCAAUGCCAAAAUAUGAAAACAAGUGACAUUUCUUUUACAGAUAGCACAGGCACAAAACAUUUGUUUGGUUUCAAAUUAUUAAAUUGAAAGAAGAAAAGAUUUUGCAUUAUAUUUAUUUGUAGAUACCUUGAUACCUUGUAAUCUGAUGUAAUUAAAUGAAUAACAUUUAAGUGAGGUUAAGUGUCGAAAUAAUUUUUUGAGCCUCCGUAUAUUUGCAAGAAGAGCUAAUGACCACAAGACUAAAACAAGUAGGAGAAGUGAUCCAAUGAAGCCCACGUACCAUAUAAGCCCACUUACAGAUUUAUUUUGAAAUAUAAAAAAAGACAAAGCAAGAGAAACAAUUUUUUGUUGUUGAGGAAAUGCAUACAUUUGUUGGUAUCAUUUUACUUUUUAUUUGGUGUCAAAUGUUUUGUUUUUGAGUUCUUUGGGAACAUGUGCUACCACUGUUCAGUGGCCAUUUUGGAAGUUGCUCCAAAACUUCACAGUUUUUAAUGACCUCAGAUUUUUUUAUUUUUUUUAUUUAGAGAUUCAUAAAUCAAAUGAUACUUGAUAUUAUUUAUUUUCUUUGUAUUUAACAGCAAUAAUUGAAAAGAUGUAUUUCAUGAGUAUUUGGAGCUAGUGCAGGACACUGCCUGAGUGAUGCUCACAAACAUACAGGUGCAUCUCAAUAAAU